CACGUGAGAACCGGAAAUAGAAGUGGCGUUUAGCUCAGGUUAGGGCGCUUGGCCCGACUGCCCGCGGAGGGGCUCGCCCGGGAGUCGCGGAGGCCCUACUGUCCGCUAUGGGCCGCCGGAGGGCAGCGCGCGGGCCAGGGGCCGAGGGCGGCCACACUCGGCGUCCCGCGGGCCGAUCUCUGGAAGCGUUCGCAGAGGAGGUGGGCGCCGCGCUGCGCGGUGCAGCGUCCGUGAAGCCGGAAGCGGCCGAGGACACGGACGGCCCGAGUCCGGUGCGACUGCCUUGCACGCUGGCCAUGUGGGAGCUAGGCCACUGCGACCCCCGACGCUGCACGGGCCGCAAGCUGGCCCGCCUAGGCCUGGUGCGCUGCCUGCGCCUUGGCCACAGGUUCGGCGGCCUCGUGCUCAGCCCCAUGGGCUCCCAGUACGUGUCUCCCGCUGACAGGCAGCUGGUGGUACAAUCCGGGGUAGCUGUCAUCGACUGCUCCUGGGCCAGACUGGAGGAGACACCAUUUGGGAAGAUGCGGGGGAGCCACUUUCGGCUGCUGCCCCACCUGGUGGCGGCCAACCCCGUGAACUAUGGCCGGCCCUGCAAACUGUCCUGUGUGGAGGCUUUUGCAGCCACUUUCUGCAUUCUGGGCUUCUCAGACCUUGCUGUCAUUUUGCUUCGGAAGUUCAAAUGGGGUAAGGCCUUCCUAGACCUGAACCGUCAGCUCCUGGACAAGUAUGCAGCCUGCGCCAGCCCAGAGGAGGUGCUGCAGGCAGAGCAGGAAUUCCUGGCCCAUGCCAAGGAGCGCCCCGAGGAGGAGAUUGACCCCUUUGACGUGGAUUCUGGACGAGAGUUUGCCAACCCCAACAGGCCUGUGGCUGGCACCCGGCUGCCCAGGGACAGUGGCAACAGUGACAGUGAGGAAGAGUCUGAGGAACUUGAGCCUGAAGCCGAGGAUGGAGGAGGCAGCAGCGACAGCAGCGACAGCAGCCCAGAAGAGGAGAAGAGACUGGAGUGGGAGUCAGAGGCCAGCGCCCCCACCAAGGUUUGGAAAGGAAUCAAGAAACGGCAGAGAGACUGAAGGUUGCACACAUGUAUUUUUUGAGGCAGAGCGAUGAGGACGUCUAGAGACUGCAGUGGGGCUGAUGGGAACAGAGAGGCCUGGCGGCCUGGGCCAUUACAUCUGCGAGCAGCACUGGACUCUGUCAGGUUCUCUCCCACAGCUUCUGUCAUAGGCUUCACCUGGGUCCUGCCUCAGAAUGCCCAAUGAAGCUGCAGACAGGGAGA
Messenger RNA from Phyllostomus discolor (pale spear-nosed bat), 1276 nucleotides. It is a transcript of the gene TSR3, whose product is annotated as TSR3 ribosome maturation factor. NCBI's taxonomy places the organism in Eukaryota, Metazoa, Chordata, Mammalia, Chiroptera, Phyllostomidae. The record is from RefSeq and is a predicted model, not a curated record. The coding region runs from base 108 to 1070 and encodes 320 amino acids. The transcript has 6 exons. Gene Ontology annotation, biological process: maturation of SSU-rRNA. Gene Ontology annotation, molecular function: rRNA small subunit aminocarboxypropyltransferase activity.